Messenger RNA from Mya arenaria, 1612 nucleotides. RefSeq names its product isoaspartyl peptidase/L-asparaginase-like. Lineage: Eukaryota; Metazoa; Mollusca; Bivalvia; Myida; Myidae. The coding region runs from base 268 to 1269 and encodes 333 amino acids. The record is from RefSeq and is a predicted model, not a curated record. Gene Ontology annotation, molecular function: asparaginase activity. The transcript has 6 exons.
UGAAAUAAGGAAAUAAAUCAUACUGGAUACAGCAAUUUCUUGAAAAGACUUUCCUCAGCUUUAGAGUUUCGAAAAUUGCAUGAUUCUAAUUCGGCUGACGUCAGCUUCAGCAGUCGUCAGUUUUCAGCAUAUAUGUAGGAGAGGCGGAUCCGGGUUACCCGAUCAGUGUUCAAUAUCGAAAUAGCAGCAAGUGCUUCUGACAAGUUUCUUGGAACACUCAACAUCAUAGGCAGUUUUGAGUGACAUUCAUAAAGGUAUACCAUAUAAAUGACGACGCCAGUGAUCAUUGUGCACGGAGGCGCCUGGUCCAUUCCGGAUGAUAUUGUGGGUGAGUCGCGGGCUGGCACGAAGGCGGCGGCAAGGGCCGGCUAUGCUGUGCUGUCCAGCGGCGGUACCGCCAUUGACGCUAUACAAGCGGCUGUUCGAGUACUCGAGGAUGAUCCCUGCUUUGACGCCGGGACGGGUUCCGUGCUGACGGCUAACGGAGACGUGGAGAUGGACGCUGUGAUCAUGGACGGGCGAACGCUCGAAUCGGGGGCUGUCGCCUGCGUCCACAACAUCAAGAACCCAAUCGAACUUGCAAGGAAUGUCAUGGAAAAGACCGACCACUGCCUGUUGGUGGGACCAGGCGCCAACCUGUUCGCAGAGGAAGUGGGUAUCAAGCGCGUGCCGACAGAGACCCUGGUGUCCGCGAAGGCCGUCCGCGAACUACAGUUCUACCACGCCAACUACGACUGCACCGUUCAUGACCUUUUUCGACAGAGGGGUUCCGGUCACGACACUGUGGGUGCAGUGGCUCUGGACGUCAACGGUAACGUGGCGUACGGAACGUCAACGGGUGGCAUUUCCUGUAAAAAGCCGGGUCGCGUUGGUGAUAGCCCUAUCAUAGGUGCGGGCGGAUACGCGGACAACGAUGUAGGCGGCAUCUCAUGCACGGGACACGGGGAGUCCAUCUCCAAGGUCGUGCUGGCACACCAGGUCAUCGCCGCUAUGAGGACAGGAACGGACGCACAGGAGGCGGCAGACAAGGCGCUUGCCAACAUGGCGUCGCGGGUGGACGGGUACGGGGGCGUUAUCGUGCUGGGCCGUGAAGGCGACGUUGCGCUCUCCUUCACCACAGAGCGCAUGUCGUGGGCUUGGGCCAAGGAAGGCACUAUUCACAGCGGCGUCAACCCGGGUGAAGACUUUCGGGAACCUGUUGACGUCACCAAUGGUGACGUUGCUAACGGUGAUGUACAGAACGGAGGCGCAUCUAACAGUGAUGUUUAGGGGUGUUAUAGCAUUUUUGAUUGGUUAGACGUGUUUUUGUGUUGCUGGUUUAAAUAUACGUGCGAUCGCUGUUGAAGAAGGUGAUAUAUUUAAUAUGAUCAUGUUGAAAAGCAUCUGACUCAAAAUUGGACUUCUUAUAAAGCCAGUAUAGUACGAAAUUGGACAAUAUCUGUUCCGAUUUCCAACUGCUACCGAAGAUAAUCAAAAUUGAAAGAAAGAUACGUUUAUUCCAAGAGCAAAUGUGAUUUUUAGCAGGUGUUUUGUUUUAUUAUCUAUGCUAUUAUACCUGUUUAAAAUGUGUGAUUUGAUACGUCAAGUUAUAAUUAUCUACCGGAACCAUCAA